Messenger RNA from Anas platyrhynchos (mallard), 2684 nucleotides. It is a transcript of the gene CDK9, whose product is annotated as cyclin dependent kinase 9. Lineage: Eukaryota; Metazoa; Chordata; Aves; Anseriformes; Anatidae. Gene Ontology annotation, molecular function: RNA polymerase II CTD heptapeptide repeat kinase activity; ATP binding; cyclin-dependent protein serine/threonine kinase activity. Gene Ontology annotation, biological process: protein phosphorylation. Gene Ontology annotation, cellular component: nucleus. The record is from RefSeq and is a predicted model, not a curated record.
GGGAGGGGAGGGGGGGGAAGGGGGAAGCCGUGAGGAGAGGGGCCGGGGCCGGGGCUGUGGCGGCGGCGGGAUGGCCAAGCAGUACGACAUGGUGGAGUGCCCCUUCUGCGACGAGGUCUCCAAGUACGAGAAGCUCGCCAAGAUCGGGCAGGGCACCUUCGGGGAGGUUUUCAAAGCCAAGCACCGCCAGACGGGCAAGAAGGUGGCGCUGAAGAAGGUGCUGAUGGAGAACGAGAAGGAGGGGUUCCCGAUCACAGCCCUGCGAGAGAUUAAAAUCCUCCAGCUGCUCAAGCACGAGAACGUGGUGAACCUCAUAGAGAUCUGCAGGACCAAAGCCUCUCCGUACAACCGCUGCAAGGGCAGCAUCUACCUGGUGUUUGACUUCUGCGAGCACGACCUGGCCGGCCUCCUCAGCAACGCCCACGUCAAGUUCACGCUCUCGGAGAUCAAGAAAGUCAUGCAGAUGCUGCUGAACGGGCUGUACUACAUCCACAGGAACAAGAUCUUGCAUCGGGACAUGAAAGCCGCCAACGUCCUGAUCACGCGGGACGGGGUCCUGAAGCUCGCGGACUUCGGGCUGGCUCGAGCUUUCAGCCUGGCUAAGAACAGCCAGCCCAACCGCUACACCAACCGCGUGGUCACCCUGUGGUACCGGCCGCCAGAGCUGCUCCUAGGGGAGCGGGACUACGGGCCCCCCAUCGACCUGUGGGGCGGGGGCUGCAUCAUGGCCGAGAUGUGGACCCGCAGCCCCAUCAUGCAGGGCAACACGGAGCAGCACCAGCUCACCCUCAUCAGCCAGCUCUGCGGAUCCAUCACGCCGGAGGUCUGGCCGAACGUGGAUAAAUACGAGCUGUUUGAGAAGCUGGAGCUCCCCAAGGGCCAGAAGCGCAAGGUGAAGGAUCGCCUGAAAGCCUACGUCAAGGACCCCUACGCGCUCGACCUCAUCGACAAGCUGCUGGUGCUGGAUCCCGCCCAACGCAUCGACAGCGACGACGCCCUGAACCACGACUUCUUCUGGUCGGACCCCAUGCCCUCGGACCUCAAAAACAUGCUGUCCACCCACAACCAGUCCAUGUUCGAGUACCUGGCCCCGCCGCGCAGGCGGGGUGGCCACAUGCCCCAGCAGCCAGCCAACCAGGGCAGGAACCCCGCGGCCACCAACCAGACCGAAUUCGACAGGGUCUUUUGAGCGGGGUCCCGGCCGGGCUGCUCGGGGAGGUGCAGUGAGCAGGGGUGUGCUGGCGGGGUCUCUCUCUCUCUGUCUCUCUCUCUGGGCAGGGACUUCCUUCACGGCGAAGUGCCUGGUGGCUUUAACCGAGCUCUGCCGUCCCCUCUCCUUGCACAGCAGCUCUGCCACUAAGGAGCUGCGGCGUGCGAGCCGUGUGUGUGUGUGUGUGUGUGUGUGUGUGAGUGAAUGAGUGGGGAGGUGAAGCCUGCGAGCCCAGGGUUGUUUCCCUGCAGCUUUGGCCCACAGCCCGUGUCCCCUGGGGCAAUCUGUAUUGGUUAGGGUAAUCUCGUGGAUCAAUUGUUAGGGACCUGGUGACGGAGGAGGUGGCUGUGUCAGUGCGGGGGCUCGCUGAGGCUCUCAGCAAACAGUGCAGGGAGCCGCAGGGCUGGGAGCAGCUGCCCUGGAUCAGACUGGGCCCCGCUGGUGGCCGUCUCUGCCUCUCAGUUGCUCUUAGCUCCUACACAGCGUGUCCUCUGAGCACCCAGAAGCUGGUGUAGGAUGAGGCAGGUGCCUCUGAGUAAUUUGGACAUGUCUCAGGGAAGGCGUCGUCAUACUGCCUGGAGUGACUAACUCUCACUGGAGUUUUGGGCUGCAGCCUGGAAAGGGACCUGCUGGGUGGCUGACACAGCUCCUUGCUCCGUGCAGCCGGGAUUUACGGUGGGAAUCAUUGGUCUCUGCCACAGUGCUCGGCGUCCGUGCUUCCUUGGUUCCAAGCUGCAAUUAGGAUUCCUGUGGGACACACCUAGCUGGCUGCCUGCUUUUCGCUUAGUGCUAACCACAGCAAGAAUUUGGAUUGGGAAGGGAGCUGGGGGUGCUUGCAGGCAGCCCCUGACCCCCUGCUUGCAGAGCUUUCAGCGUGGUACGGCCGUGUUGGAGGAGCCAGGGCCACUCCUGUGUCCUGGCCCUCCGUGGGUGGGUCUGGAGCAGGACCACAGGCCGUCCCCAGGCACAGAGAUGUGGCACACGGUGCCGGCGUGCAUCUGCCUCGCUCUGCCGGAGCUUUGGAGCCCGGCUGGCGUGGAACAAGUGCUCCUUCAGGUCCUGCCCAGCACCUCGUCCCCACGGCUGCCGGCUGCACAUGGCCGUCUUCUCCCAAGCCACAUGGAUCCCAAGACUUUCGAACACGUAAAUGCACACGAAAGGCGGCGGGUGAUAACCUUUGGCCUUUAGGGAGGUUGUGCAUUAACCAGGCCAAUGUAAAAGCCGCGGUGGUGGUGGCUCAGCUCGUGGUGGAGGCAGGUGGGGAGCUCACCCCACGCCGAGCAGCCCCCGAGGAUGAUAAAGGACACCUAUAAGGUAAAUUUGCGGGGGGCUCCCGGAUCAUGCCUGGACGCGAGGGGACUUGGGGGGAAAAAAAAUGUGAGGGGAGGAAAAAAAAAAUGAAGUUAGCUGCGAGUGAUCAGCCCGAUGCCUCGUGCCGGUUGUGAAUAAAGGUGAUCUUGUUCCCCAGCGCCUU